Molecule: messenger RNA, 875 nt
Organism: Lentinula edodes (shiitake mushroom)
Lineage: Eukaryota; Fungi; Basidiomycota; Agaricomycetes; Agaricales; Omphalotaceae
Exons: 3
Coding region: 293-628 (111 amino acids)
Source: RefSeq, a predicted model, not a curated record
CCGACCUCUGAAGGCCGGACAGCUCCGGACACUCACAGCGCUAGCACGUGAAAGACGGAUCUCGGUCCGUAGACCGUCAAGUGCUUACUAUUUUCAAUCUCCCUAUAGAACUGGGAAAGGGCCUCGUGCCGAGGCACCAACCUUGCCUGGUUCUCAAACAAAGUAUUGCAUAAGAUAUUCAUCUACGAUGAGUGUACUAUGAAGUAGAAGUACUUUUAGUUGAAGUAUAGAGUAAUGUCAAACAGCUGAUCUUUGAAAAUCUAUUUUUCGAUGACACACAGUUUGGUAGGAGAUGAGGAAUCACAAAAAAUCAACAUCCUCAAGUCAUAGGAAAAAGAGCUUACCAGAUCAUGUAGAAUUAGCCAUAGGGGCAAAGGUAUUGGUGACACAGAACAUCAAAACUGAUCUGGAUAUUCCCAAUGGUGCGAGAGGAAAGAUUGUAAAAAUUGUGUUUGAUCCUAGAGAGCCAGAAUUUGAGGAGAACUGUUCAGUGGUGGAGCUGGAGUACAUGCCAUUGUAUGAGUUGGUAAAGAUGGAUUGCACAAGAGCACAGAAGCUUGAUGGAAGGUUUGGGUUGGAAGAAAAAAGUACGUCAAAGGCACAGUUCAUUGCAAGCAAUUCCCGAUGACAGCAGCAUAUGCAUUCACAGAUUAUUGGGCUCAAGGACAGACCAUAUGGAGUGUGCUAGUGGAUAUAGGGAACUCAGUUUGUUCAAUCUGUAUGUGGUGUUAUCUCGGAGUUCAGAGCUUCUAGCGGAAGAUGACAGGUUGGAGAAAAUCAACACACAGACAGCAGAGUGGUGGAAGAAAAUGACAGAGAAAUUGGAAUGUGUAUAGAUUGACAAUAUUACAGACAAUGUUGGGUAUGAAUCAAGA